Messenger RNA from Coffea arabica (coffee), 1026 nucleotides. NCBI's taxonomy places the organism in Eukaryota, Viridiplantae, Streptophyta, Magnoliopsida, Gentianales, Rubiaceae. The record is from RefSeq and is a predicted model, not a curated record.
AUGGGAGUUUUUAUCCCGAUACUGUUUGCAGCAUUUGUUCUCCCUUCCUCGGUGGUGGCACAAUCAUUUGUGUACAAUGUUCUUGAUUAUGGUGCAGUUGGAGAUGGCUACAAUGACGAUACCAACGCUUUCAAGCAUGCAUGGGAAGCAGCAUGCACGUCCACACCAGAUUCAUCUUCUUCUGCUCCAACCAUGCAAAUCCCUUCAAAUACAAGUUUCUUCAUUCAGCCGGUGAUCUUCAGAGGCCCCUGUAGAUCGCCAAUCAUCAAUGUUGAGGCUUUGGAGAUUUCAGACUCGGAUGAUGUUCAAAUAACUAGUUUGAACUUCAAGGACAAUCCCAAAAUGCAUCUGGUCCUCAACAAUCUAAGAUCAGUUUCUGUCUCAACCAUACAUAUUGAUGCACCAGCAGAUAGCAAAAACACAGAUGGUAUCCAUAUCACCGGUUCUACAGAUGUUACCAUAGACAGUUGCAAAAUUGGCACUGGCGACGAUUGCGUCUCAAUUGUAAAUGGAUCUGCAAAUGUGAGGGUUACCAACAUCUUUUGUGGCCCUGGGCAUGGCAUAAGUAUUGGGAGUUUAGGCAAGCACGGUGCAGAAGACAAAGUUGAAAACAUCUACGUUAGUGAUGUUGUGUUCAGAAACACAGAGAAUGGUGCUAGGAUUAAGUCGUGGCAGGGUGGCAAGGGUUAUGCAAGAAAUAUAAUCUACGAGAGAAUAAUGUUGCAGGAUGCAGAUAAUCCCAUUAUCAUUGAUCAAUUCUACUGUGACCAUGAAAAAUGCAAAACUCAGGAAUCUGCAGUGCAAAUUCAUGACAUCACAUUUAGACAGGUGAUUGGAACAUCAAAGAAUAAGGUGGCGGUGAAAUUAGAUUGCAGUGAGACAGUUCCCUGUAGCAAUAUAAUUCUGAAUGAUAUUUAUAUUCUUUCAAGUGAAGAUCAGAGUACCACCACUUCCGAUUGCAAAAACGCUCAUGGAACAAUUCAAGGACGAAUGGUUCCUAAUCCAUCGUGUUUGACAAAAGUGUAG